AUAACGGCUUUAUUCCAGACUCUCUGUUGGAGGAGGUGAUGAAGGCACUAGACCUCGUCUCAGAACCCGAAUACUAGUAAGUGUGUGUGUGCUCUUGUCCAGCGCCAGUUCCAGCCGCCUUAGCUCAUGUUUCACUGCUGCUGGGUAAAGAGCAGAGAGAACACAGACAGAACCAGAGAGAAAGAACACUAAACGUGCAGAGGGAGCGAGAAAGAGGGCAGGGGAGGAUGGAGGGGGGCAUUAACUACUAGCAGGAAGACUGAGAGGAAAUGCUUUAAAGUGCUUCUUCAAACAAGGUUCUGGUUAUCCCCGCCUUAAGGUCAGCCCAGAUCACACAGUCAUCAGCUGACCUGACCACACCAACCUGGACAGCUUUCACACUGUGGGGACAAGACUGAACAGUUAAGUUACAAUGGCAGAAACGUUAGCUGUUUGCUGAAUAUAACCAUGUUUCUUAGAAAAGACAAGCCGAACACUCUGCGGCUCCGAUGCAAUACAUUUAACGAAUGUUUCGACAGCUAUGCUGCCUUCAUCAGGGUUUCAUCUAUAAUCAUGUUUCUAACUAGCUGGAUAAGUGUGUGUGUGUAUGUAAAUGUGUUUGUUUGUUUAAAAAUGUGCGACUGAUGAGGAUGUGUGUGUCACAAGUUCCCCACAUAAACAAACACUAAACAGCAGGAUGUAAUUGAGGGUUUAGAGUGGGGAAUAAGUCAAUUCAAAGGGCUUUAUUGGCAUGGGAAACAUGUUUACAUUGCCAAAGCAAGUGGAAUAGAUAAUAAACUAAAGUGAAAUAAACAUUGGCAGUAGAAUGGCCUUACUGAUGAGCUCAGUGACUUUCAAUGUUGCACCGUCAUAGGAUGCCACCUUUCCAACAAGUCAGUUCGUCGAAUUACUACCCUGCUAGAGCUGCCCCGGUCAACUGUAAGAGCUGUUAUUGUGAAGUGGAAAUGUCUAGGAGCAACAACGGCUCAGCCGCGAAGUGGUAGGCCACACAAGCUCACAGAACGGGACCGCCGAGUGCUAAAAAUUGUCUGUCCCCGGUUCCAACACUCACUACUGAGUUCCAAACUGCCUCUGGAAGCAACGUCAGCACAAGAACUGUUCGUCGGAUCACCUAAGAUCGCAAUGCCAAGCGUCGGCUGGAGUGGUGUAAAGCUCACCGCCAUUGGACUCUGACGCAGUGGAAACGCGUUCUCUGGACGGGUGACUCACGAAUCACCAUCUUUCAGUCCGACAGACGAAUCUGGUUUUGGCGGAUGCCAGGAGAAUGCUACCUGCCCCAAUGCAUAUUACCAACUGUAAAGUUGGGUGGAGGAGGAAUAAUGGUCUGGGGUUGUUUUUCAUGGUUCGGGCUAGGCCCCUUAGUUCCAGUGGAGGGAAAUCUUAAGGCUACAGCAUGACAAUGCCCCCGUUCACAAAGCAAGGUCGAUACAGAUGGUUUGUCGAGAUCUGUGUGGAAGAACUUGACUGGCCUGCACAGAGCCCUGACCUCAACCCCAUCGAACACCUUUGGGAUUAAUUGGAACGCCGACUGUGAACCAGGCCUAAUCGCCCAACAUCAGUGCCCAACCUCAUUAUGUUCUUGUGGCUGAAUGGAAGCAAGUCCCCGCAGCAAUGUUCCAACAUCUAGUGGAAAGCCUUCCCCAGAAGAGUGGGGCUGUUAUAGCAGCAAAGGGGGGGGCCAACUCCAUAUUAAUGCCCAUGAUUUUGGAAUGAGAUGUUCGACAAGCAGGUGUCCACACUUUUGGUUGUGUAGUUUGUAUUUACAAUGGUGCUUGUGCUUCACUGGUUGCCCUUUUCUUGUGGCAACAUGUCACAAAUCUUGCUGCUGUGAUGGCACACUGUGGUAUUUCACCUAAUCGAUAUGGGAGUUUAUCAAAAUUGAUUUGUUUUUAAAUUAUUUGUAGGCCUGUGUAAUCUGAGGGAAAUAUGUGUCUCUAAUAUGGUCAUACAUUUGGCAGGAGAACAGAACCGUUAUUAUAAAAGCAUGAGAACCGGUUAAUAACAUUAUUUUACUUUCCAGGCAUUUUUUUCUAGUCCCACAACAAAACGCCUAUUCAAAGCCCUCUGUCACUCAGAAACGUAUUCCAGUGUCUGCAUGCAAGCUGAAAAUCUUUGCCUGUGGGUGUUUAGGCUACCUGCCCCUCCCCCUCUGAAGCAUAGGCUACUGACUGUUGCCUACUGACAUUACAUUGGCGCUUGAUUCAGAAGAUAGGGAGAGAUCUUUAAUUAGCUAGAGAAUAAUGGAUUAACUUGUUCAAUGCUAGUUAAGGAUACUAUAGGCCUAGUUAUCACGUUUUUCAUGUUGGAUUUAUUAACUACAAAAUUGUAAGACGUGUUUUUAAUUCUGGUGCCGCUCUGCACACACAAUCUUGUUAGCUAGCUAGCUCAAAGGACAUUUGAAGUUCCUCCAUAGAAGCCGCUCCUCCUAGGUAUAAUUCUGUGGACCUAAUUCAUAUAAUGCAUGUCAUAGCACAAGAUGCCCAGUGCUUCAAGCCUCAUCCUCAACCCUCUCUCGCUCUCUCCCCACCCGCAGAAUGUCAUUCGCAUCUUGCACCGUAGGCUACACUUGUCUGUCCAUCACGCAUGUAAACAACUAGGUUGCCUGCUCUAUCUGCACUGAUUGGUGAAGUAAUUUAAUGAGCGAAAUGUAAAAAACAGUUGAUUUUCACAGGUUAAAAAAGGAACAGAAAGGAACAAUAUACUUUUUAUUUUGUUCAAACCGGUUCAGAACUUUAUUUUGCUGGUCGGGACAGUGGAAUUAAAUGAAGAAAAUAGUGGUUCUGUUCAGAAAUAAACUAUUGGAAAAUAAUUUCGGUUCCAACCCCUGCUGGCAACUGGACCUUUUUUUUGUCACAAUUUUUGUCUUACUGAGAUUCAGUCAGGUAGGCUUGGUAAGGUAUACCGGGGUAUUUGGAAAUAGCCAUGGGACGGUAUUUCAGUACUAUCAAUACCGUUUAAACUAUUUAUUUGAAGUUUUUUUUAAUACAUUUGAAUAUUUGUAGCUACUUUUUGAGUAAAUGCCUGCAGUCAACUUGUGCGAUACGUCAGGGGAUAAAGAUCGUGUUCUUCAUUUCAGCUGUCACAUAAUUUUUCAUUGUAAAGCUUACCGGUAGUCCCCAGUCACGUGGUGUUUGUUUACAAGCACACAACGACGAGAGACCAGAGCUGUUGUGCAGUACAUGCCAUCUAGUUACUGUAUGGAAUUCACUACUAAAUGUUUGCCAACUUAGAUAUCUUAAAGCUAUUUAAGUUAACUAUCUAAAAUGUGCUAAAUGCUCUGUAGUUGUGCAUUUAGUUUGCUAAUUUAGUAGCUAGUUAGCUAUCUAGCUAAGUGAUUAGAUUUUUCCAAAAUCAAGCUUUCGCUUGGUAACAGCCGAGAAUUCCCUCCUGGAUCAAGAGCCUUUCUGUCUAAUAUUAGUUUUUUUCAUGAGGCAAACUGUGAGUAGAAUUUGAGUUACUUGUAUAACUUUAUGAGCUUGGAUGUCUGUCCUGCAAAUAGUUUAGAUCAGAGACUGUAUAAAAUGUUUGCAAUGCGCUCGUUAGCAUUUUGCUAGCAUUCUCUAUGGGAUUUUAGAUUUACUUGUUAGCAUUGCUAACCUUCGGAUUACAGUGGGGUUUGAAAAUAGUGCCCCUUGUGUUCAGUGCUGGUAUUACCGAAUAUCCCGGGAUGGCACAAGGUCGGUAUGACAAUCUGGAUACCUCCCAAGCCUACUGUCAUGGCCCAGGUCUGACAGAAUCUGUGCAGAAGAUAUAGGUGCUGCUGUAGGCUCUCCUUGGUUGGGGACAGAAGCACCAGAUCAUCAGCAAACUAUAGACAUUUGACUUCAGAUUGUAGUAGGGUGAGGCCGGGUGCUGCAGAUUGUUCUAGUGCCCUCGUUGAUGUAUACACAGAGUGUACAAAACAUUAAGAACACCUUCCUAAUAUUGCGUUGCAGCCCCCCUCCCCCUCCCCCCCUUUUGAACUCAGAAAAGAAAAGCCUCAAUUUGUCGGGGCAUGGACUCUACAAGGUGUCAAGUGUUCCACAGGCCCAUGUUGACUCCAAUGCUUCCCACAGUUGUCAAGUUGGCUGGAUGUCCUUUGGGUGGUUGACCAUUCUUGAUACACACGGGAAACCGUUGAGCGUGAAAAACCCUGCAGCGUCGCAGUUCUUGACACAAACCGGUACGCUUGGCACCUAUUGCCAUACCUCGUUCAAAGGAACUUAAUUAUUUUCUCUUCCCCGUUCACCCUCUAAAACAAACAUACACAAUCCAUGUCUGAAAUGUUCUCGAGGCUUAAAAAUCCUCCUUUAACCUGUCUCCUCCCUUUCAUCUACACUGAUUUGAAAUGGAUUUAACAAGUGACAUUAAUAAGGGAUCAUAGCUUUCACCUGGAUUCACCUGGUCAGUCUGUCAUGGAAAGAGCAUAAUGGUUUGUAUACUCGGUGUAUGUUGGAGGGUGGGGCUCAAACUGCAUCACUGUCUCACCCCACGGCCCUUAGGAAAGAAAUCUGUGUUUUUUUUGCCAAUUUUAACUCCACACUUGUUUGUGUACAUGGAUUUUAUAAUGCCGUAUGUUUUCCCCCCCAACACUGCUUUCUAUCAAUUUAUAUAGCAGACCCUCAUGACAAAUUAAGUCAAAAGCUUUUUUGAAAUCAAUAAAGCAUGAUAAUACUUUGCUUUCUGUUUGUUUGUUAAUUAGGGUGUCUAGGGUGAAUACCUGGUCUGUCGUAGGGUAACUUGGUAAAAAGCCAAUUGGACAUUUGCUCAGGACGUUGUUUUCACAGAGGAAAUGUAGGAGUCUGCUGUUAAUGAUAAUGCAGAGGAAUAUUUCCCUGACCGCAACAUCAGAUGACACACACACAGUGUAACUGGGUUACCAGCCUCUGUGUCUGGGCAUGUAACACUCUUAUUUCUGCCUUAAAAGGGAAACGUGUCUCUGUUUUAUCACUGGAAUAAGAAUAAUAUUACUGCUCUAACACACAGGAAUGUCUAGUGGUAUAUUUAGUAUCACAGCACUAUUUCUGCACACAUACACACACCAGAACUCAUCAUCAGACGAGGUUAUCGUACAUUUCUCCAGGGUUCGCUUUCUUACACAGAAUCUUUUAGACAUGACACAUUUAUACCUCACCGACAGCCCUUCUCACUACCACCCCCUCCCUCCUCACCUGCACCCCUUCUCCUCUCACCUCCACCAAUUUGCCCUCCCUCAACUCCACCACUUUGCCCUCCCUCCUCACCUCCACCCCUCGCCCUCCCUCCUCACCUGCACCCCUUGCUCCUCACCACUCCCUCCCUCAAUCCUCAACCUCCACCCUCUUGCCCUCCUCCUAACCAUCCACCUCCUCUCCUCCUCCAACCCCUUGCCUCCUCUCACACCAACCUCGCCCUCCCUCCUCACCUCCACCCUUUGCACCCUCAACCCCUUCGCACUCUCCUCACAUCCACCCCUGCCUCCCUCUCCCUCCCCCUAGCCCCUCUCACCUCACCUCUCACCUCCCCACCCCCUCCCUGCCCCUCUCCUCACUCCACCCCUUCUCCUCUCGUCACAUCCCCCUGCCCUCCCUCCUCACCUCCACCCCUUCGCCCUCCCUCCUCACCUCAACCCUGCCCUCCCUCCUACCUUCCACCCUUCUCCUCAACUCACGCCUUCUCCUCUCUUCACAUCUAACCUGCCCUCCCCCUUCACCUCCACCCCUCGCCCUCCCUCCUCACCUCAACCCCUCCCUCCUCACUUCCACCCCUUCUCCUCUCACCUCACCCCCUCCCUCCUCACCACUCCUUUCCCUCCUCCUCACCUCCACCCUUUCCCUUCCUCUAUCUCUCUCCCAAUGUCCCUUCUCACUACCCCAUUUCUCUCCUCCUUCUCUCCCUCCAGUGGAUGCAAGUUUUAUCAUUGCUUUAAAACUGGGCCAAUUUAGGAUUUCUGAAGAAUUGGAGGCAUGUCUCAUUGCUGUGCUUAGACUAUACUGCCCUACCAAGCAAAAAGGCGGUAACUGCUCAUAGCGUGGAACUGAGAAAAAUGGCUUUUAUUUACCUUGGUUUCACAGUAACCUUAUGUUACUGCUAACAUUACCCCCAUUUUCUCCAAAACAAAACACAAUACAAUAGAGGCAGGAUACCACAUGAUUAAGCAUGUAUUUAAUGUAGCAAAAAUGCCUUUUGCUUGGUAGGGCAGUAUAAGAUCAUGUUGAAAUGAUGGGGCGGCAGGUAGCUUAGUGGUUAAGAGCGUUGUGCCAGUAACCGAAAGGUCGCUGGUUCUAAUCCCCGAGCCGACUAGGUGAAAAAUCUGUCGAUGUGCCCUUGAGCAAGGCACUUAACCCUAAUUGCUCCUGUAAGUCGCUCUGGAUAAGAGCGUCUGCUAAAUGACUAAAAUGUAAAUGUAAAUGUUGAAAUGUCUGACAAACCUAACUCUUUCUUCCCUCUCCUCUCUCCCUCCUUCCCUUUCUCUCUCUCCCUCCUUCCCUUUCUCUCUCUUCCUCUCUCCCUUUCUCUCUCUCCCUCUCUCCCUUUCUCUCUCUCCCUCCCUCGCUCCCUCUCCAGUGUGAGUCUGAUGAAGAGUAAGUUGGAUCCAGAGGGCUUGGGGAUCGUGCUGCUGGCUCCUUUCCUCCUGGAGUUCUUCCCUGAUCAGGUAACUGAAGAGGAGCUGAGAUACUUCAAAGCUGAAGCAACAUCCAUAAAACAUACUGCUAGGACAAAUGAACGAAAAAUAUCUUUGGUGUAUGCGUGUACAUGCAUGCGUGCAUGAGAGCUUCCGUUUUGUUGGUGGCUUGUGGCUGACGAUGGAUAUGAAUUUGUUGAGUCAACUUUUACAGCAAUGAAAUUGUGACCGAAAUGUAUAAAUAUAAAUGUACACAAACCCCUGUUCAGACAGGGACUCAAUGGCAGGGAACCAUGGCUUUAGAGUGGGGGAGCAGGAGGCAAAGAGAAAGAAAGUUGGGGUGGGGGGACAGAGAGAAGAGCGGGAAGUGUGUUAAAGUGAUCAGGGCUUCGGGGACUCACCAGAGGAAUGGCCCUCGGCCACAAAGAAAUUAUACUGCCAUUAGCCAACUGGACACACAGACACAAAGACUGGGGUUAUGGUUUCACAUAAACACACUCCCACAGUCUAUUAGCAUUCUGGAACGUCCCGCCAAAGUGUUUGGCUCUGUGUCAUUAUUGACUGGUUUCUAAUAUAGGCUGUUCUGUGGGAUUGGGGUUAGGGUUUCACAAACGUGCGCGCGCACACACACGUACGUGGGUUUGGGGUUAUGGAUAGGGUUUCAGGCUAAAGUAUGCUGAAUUGUCUGUGGGUUAGAGAAUGUUCUCUAGUCAAACUGUGGGUUCCGAUACACACAUCUUCCAGAGCAGAGUCAUCGACACACACACAUCCCAGAGAUUACUCCAUGAUUGUUAACUGGUGUAUAUUGUGUGUUUUCAGGAUACUGGAAUCCCAGACUCCUUCCCUGUCUACCACUACAAUGGCCUGAAACAGUCCAACCACAACGAGAGGGUAAGAUAUACGCACACCUCUAAAACGGCCUGCAACUGUCACACCACUAUGAGAAUGUAAGGUGUGUGCAUACUGACAGUGUGUGUGUUGUCUCUUUGUGUCAGGUGGAGUAUGUGCUGGGUACAGCCUUGGUCCUGGGCUUUGAGGAUCCCAUGGUGAGGACAGACGACACUCCAGUGAAACGCUGCCUCCAGACCAAGUGGCCCUACAUAGAACUGCUGUGGACUACUGAACGCUCUCCUUCACUUAAC
Coregonus sp. 'balchen' is the source of this 7725-nucleotide messenger RNA. The record is from the annotation of a GenBank genome assembly. NCBI's taxonomy places the organism in Eukaryota, Metazoa, Chordata, Actinopteri, Salmoniformes, Salmonidae.